Opisthorchis viverrini is the source of this 258-nucleotide messenger RNA. RefSeq lists its product as hypothetical. Lineage: Eukaryota; Metazoa; Platyhelminthes; Trematoda; Opisthorchiida; Opisthorchiidae. Bases 1 to 258 code for a protein of 85 amino acids. The record is from RefSeq and is a predicted model, not a curated record. The transcript is spliced from 2 exons.
AUGCCUACCCUGGGCAGUUCACACGAAAGUUGUGUACAUUUAAACUCUAGAGAUUACAAAACCACCCACAACAAAUCUAUCAAUUCGGCAUUCAAGCAAGAGGAGGAGCAGGAGGAUGAGUAUGAGUAUGAGAAUGAGGACGAGGAAGAGGAAGAGGAUGAGUAUGAGUAUGAGGAUGAGGAUGAGGAUGACGAUAAGGAUGAGAAUGAGGAUGAGGAUGAGGAUUACGAUGAGAAUGAGGAUGAGGAUGAGGAAUAG